CCGGAAUUUUGAUCUCUCGACGUCCGAUCACUAACGACACAGCACCCCAGUGACGCAGACAAUUACCCACUGACUCCCCGGGAAAUCUAUCACGAUGCCUUCCAACAGACUCACCUACAGGCGACGUGCGCCAUACAACACCAAGAGCCAGAAGGUCCGCAUUGUCAGGACUCCCGGUGGUGAGCUCCGUUACCUGCACAUCAAGAAGAAGGGCACUGCCCCCAAGUGCGGUGACUGUGGUACCAAGCUCCAGGGUGUCCCCGCCCUCCGCCCCCGCGAGUACGCCCAAGUUUCCCGCCCCAAGAAGACCGUCCAGCGCGCUUACGGCGGAUCGCGAUGCGCCAACUGCGUUCAGGACCGCAUUGUCCGUGCUUUCCUGAUCGAGGAGCAGAAGGUCGUCAAGAAGGUGCUCAAGGAGUCCCAGCAAAAGAAGCGUUAAGCGGUUUCGUUGAAGGAUGAUGGGGUUUAGCAUGUCAAAACUGGGUCAACGGUGUUACGUGCAUUAUGGGCAGUCUCCUGGUUCGGUCGGCUUUUACGAUAUCAAGAAGAUUUCUGCGCCACUCGGCCAGGAUGUAGCUGAGUAGGAUCACGAAUACAUCCACAAGCUACGACACGACUCUCCCAGGAUACUAUAGUGUGACGCCAAUGUGAAGCGCCGGUGGCUUGAAUGCUUGCUCAGAAGCCGUAUUCCAAUGCAAACUGGUGCGCCUAAAAUUUCCUGGCUUGCGUCUUUCGAGAAGAAUGCGCGAGUGCUGCUGUCGGUCAACACACGGCUUGAGGGCAGAAUUGUUAUUGCAACAUAAUAUCAACAUGUGCUCAGACGACAGUGGUACCGAAUCGGACUAUAUACAUAUUUGCUUAUAUGUCAUAGCCUGCAUACUAAUGACGACGAUGUGAACCAUGUUUU
Molecule: messenger RNA, 907 nt
Organism: Bipolaris sorokiniana ND90Pr
Lineage: Eukaryota; Fungi; Ascomycota; Dothideomycetes; Pleosporales; Pleosporaceae
Exons: 5
Coding region: 95-439 (114 amino acids)
Biological process (GO): translation
Cellular component (GO): ribosome
Molecular function (GO): structural constituent of ribosome
Source: RefSeq, a predicted model, not a curated record